This is a messenger RNA of Morus notabilis, 1831 nucleotides long. RefSeq names its product SKP1-like protein 21. NCBI's taxonomy places the organism in Eukaryota, Viridiplantae, Streptophyta, Magnoliopsida, Rosales, Moraceae. Gene Ontology annotation, molecular function: cullin family protein binding. Gene Ontology annotation, biological process: SCF-dependent proteasomal ubiquitin-dependent protein catabolic process. The coding region runs from base 364 to 1416 and encodes 350 amino acids. Gene Ontology annotation, cellular component: nucleus; cytoplasm. The record is from RefSeq and is a predicted model, not a curated record. The transcript is spliced from 10 exons.
AAAAAAAAAAAAAUUGAGCCUUUUAGAAACCCUAGCUCCAUUUCCCCUCAAAAUUUUUUCCAAAAUCUCUCUGCAUUUUAUCCCGUCUCAGAGGGCAAAUCGUGUUUUGUUAUUCUUUCUUGGUUUGUGUUCUUCUGAAUAAGGCAAUAACCUGAGAAAGCUCUUCUGAUAAGAAUGCGACUUGGCAUUGUGUCAUUUUGGGAAGAGUUUUUAAACUUUUCUUAUCUACCAGACAAAUAUACGCAUAUGGAGGAGGAAAAGCUUUCUCUUGCUUUGUAACUUUGUUGUUUUUUUGAAAGUGGAAGUGUAUAGCUAUUCUUUGUUUUUGACGCUCCUAAUAAGUUGUUGUAGUGUAUACGUCAAAUGUCAGAAGGUGUUAUGGCGGUAGUAAAACCUGAGAUGAAGUCUUACAUCUGGCUUCAGACAGCCGAUGGUUCAAUUCAACAAGUAGAAGAGGAGGUUGCUAUGUUUUGCCCCAUGAUAUGUAGAGAAAUAAUUCAAACAGGCAUGGGAUCUUCCAAAAACUAUGCAAUAUCCCUUCCCCAACGGGUUAACCCUGCUAUAUUGGGCUUAAUACUUGAUUAUUGCCGGUUUCACCAAGUACCAGGCCGCUCUAAUAAGGAACGCAAAACUUAUGAUGAGAAAUUUAUUCGGAUGGAUACAAAAAAGUUAUGUGAAUUGACGUCAGCUGCCGAUAGCCUCCAAUUGAAGCCUUUGGUCGAUCUCACAAGCAGAGCACUUGCACGAAUAAUUGAAGGGAAAACGCCCGAGGAGAUACGUGAGACCUUUCAUUUACCAGAUGAUCUAACAGAGGAGGAGAAGUUGGAGCCUCUGAGAAACAUAACCGAUGAUCCACGUAUUCGCCUUUUGAAUCGAUUAUAUGCAAGAAAGAGGAAAGAGUUAAGAGAGAGAGAGAAAUUGAAGAAUGUUGAGGUUGAGGAAGAGCGAGUGGAUGAGCGCUCAGUUGAAGACCUCUUGACAUUUAUAAAUGGUGGAGAUGGAGAAUCAAAGGGAUCUAGGACCAAUAAGAACAAGAAGAAAAAUCGGAGGAGAAGAGAUCAACCGAAGAAUUCUUCAAGUGAGGCUAAUGGAAACCAUAAUAAGGAAUUGGAUGCUCUUUCUCCUGCUUUCCAUGAUAGUGGGGCCUCUCCCAGUAAAUCAACGAAGUUGCAAGAUUCUACAUCUGUUUCCUUUUCACCAAAGCUUGACUUUGACGAUGCAGAUAUUGAUGAUGAUUUAGAUCCGGCCAUGAAGGAGGAACUUGACAGGGAAGUUGAGGACUUUGCACGUAGAUUAAAUUCACAUUGGCCAGACAGAAUGCAGGAGAUAUUAUCCCUUGGCCAAGAAAGAAGGCUUCUACCAAUGUCUAUAAAUGGCGAUGGUUCCAGGAGAUACAGUAGUUUGGAGCAGAGAUAGUGGCACUUUGUUAGAAUAUUCAUUUGCGGAAUGCUCAGCAGCAGCUUUGAGCGGAUUGGAAGAUGCUAGCAUGCAGUUCGCUGCUACAGAAGCUGUGGAAAAGUUGGCAAUAUUUUCGCUUCAGCAGCGAGUGAGUAUAUUUGUUUGUUUUAACAUCAUCCAGAUGCAAUGUUUCAUCUUGUGGGAAUCCAUGUAUUCGGGAAUGAAAAAGAUGUUGGAGAAGAGAAGGAAAACUGAAAAUUCAAGGAUGACAACAUGGGCAAAUAUGCUCAUUUUGUUCCGAGAUUGUUGUUUGUUGUUGCUGUUGCUUGUUACUUUUCAGCCAUGAAUGUUGGCUAGCCCCUGUACUGUACUUGUUGUACCGUUGUUGUUUUUGCAGAUUUUUUUGUUUCUUUUCUUUAUUUCAGUUCUUGUA